This is a messenger RNA of Anthostomella pinea, 1332 nucleotides long. The record is from the annotation of a GenBank genome assembly. NCBI's taxonomy places the organism in Eukaryota, Fungi, Ascomycota, Sordariomycetes, Xylariales, Xylariaceae.
AUGGAUAGGGGCCGGAGACCAGCCAGCCGUUUCGAUGAGCUCGAUUUCCCAGAAGAGUUUUACGGCAGGGACUUUGAGAAAGGCGGUUCUUAUGACACGGAGAAGCACCAGUCAGGUCUUUCGGAUAUGCUGGCUGCAUUUCCCCCGCCAGCGAGUCGGCGAAGCAUGCGACCGAGUGGAACCUGGCCGCUGCCCCUUAGUCGACAGUCCUUUCGUGGGGAGCCGAUGGAAACCCAACAGCCGGUAGAGCAACGUAAAAAGAGUCGGCGUUGCUGCGGUCUACCGCUUUGGGCAUUUCUCUUCUUACUCCUGGUCAUUCUCUGCAUCAUUGCCGCCGCUAUCGUGGUUCCUCUGGAGAUUUUUGUGAUCAGGAAGCCCAACAACAACACCGCACCAGCUGAAGCCGAUUCUGGAUGCCCGGCACAAUUGACGUGUCAAAACGGGGGCACUAAGGUUAUCAGCCAAGAUGUCUGCUCCUGCAUAUGUUCCAACGGAUUCACGGGUACCGAUUGCACGAUCGCCACAUCACAAGGGUGCACGACGACGACGAUAAGUACGGGGGGCACGAGCAUUAACAAUGUCACCAUUGGGCAGGCGAUACCGCGCCUGAUCGAAAACGCGCAGGCGAAUUUCUCCAUACCACUGUCUGCCACAGCGAUCCAGUCCAGGUUCAACUCUGGAAAUCUGUCCUGCAACUCUGAGAACGCGUUGGUGACAUUUGACGGCGAAUCCUCGCGAACCGACGAUUCUCAAAGUGAUGUGACAAGCAUCAGGGCAGAUGCUGCCCUGGUUCGCGCUGGGGAAGCUGACGCCACGACCGAUGCCGCAAUCACACUUACUGUUGUUCCGGGUAUUGAUGCCACCAUCAUCAUCAGUGAACCAACUGGCACCAAUGGCGUCAUGAUCACCACGCUUACCGCUCCUACUACGCUGUCGGGUGUCUCGACCAUCUUCGCGACGACGCUGACUCUCAGCAUGCCUGUAGAGACUGCAAGUACCACCAAGGCCACGACGACACAAUCUCCCGCUGCGAGCAUAACCUCGGGCAGCACGUCGGCCAUGGUCGAACCAACGGGAACCUUCACUGUCAGCGAGGACGCGGUCGAUUUCGCUCGUGUUGCGGUCCUGUACGUCUUCCAAAAAGAGAGCUUGGAGGAUGCCACGACGGCGCAGACUGCGCUGCAGGAGUUCUUCACUAGUGCAGACUCUUCGUCUUCCGUGACGAUGAAACAGGCAAUGAAUGUCACCAUUGGCGGGAGCCGCACUGUCGACGUGGUGAACUUCUUCAUCGACAUUGGCGAUGGGAAAGUAGUCGGUGGCACGGGUAGUUGA